AUGCCAUCUCAAGUAGACAACACAAGAGUGUCUACACAGGAGACAACUCCAGGGCACUCCCUUUCUAAAUCUUCUUUAAUGGUCUCAAUAUAUCUAAAGUUUCUCAUUCCGAAGCUUCUUUCUGUCUCUUUCUCGGAGAAAACUCUCAUUGUUGAGUCCUACAACAAUGAUGCAUCACAUGAAUUCAUGGAAGAUGUUUCUGAGCUAAGAAAAUGCAAUGUUCUUGUGGCGCUUGUAAAGAAGCUUGAAUUGUUCUCUGAUGAUGUCUUCAGCUUGAGGACACGUGUCUUUGCAGUAGUUCAUAACAAGAUCAGGAUCAUGGGUUUGCAAAAGUUGAUAGGGAUGAAAAGUAGAGUAGGGCAAGGAAGAAGAGAGCUUUGGAAGACAUUAGUUCUCUCUUUACAGAAGCUUAAGUGGCGCUACUGUGAGCGAUCGCCGACCGACAAAGACGUUCUCAGGCACGGAGAAGCCGCGCACAGUAACUCUGCACAGAUCGGCAAUGGUGGUUGUUCAUCGUCGCUGCACACGGCUUCUUUGUGCCUGAUCGACAGUGGUGGUUGUGAUGCUCAAAUAAUGAUCGCCUACACGCUUCACUGUGAAGCGGCGCUUGGCAGUCUCUCAGCAGCGUCGCAACACUGUCGUUAUUCUUCUUUUUUUAAUUUUUGUUGUGGUGGUGGUGUUGAUGUUGGUUGUGUUGUGGUUCAAAUGUGGUGUGGUGGGUUGGUGGGUUCAGAUCUGGUUGGUGGUGGUGGUUCUGAUAGUGUAGGGUUGGAUGCGGUGGUGGUGAUAGUGUGUGUGUUGUGGGUGCGGUUCUCUUCACCGGUGGUUAAAACAUUGAUGGCGAGUUGGUGGUGGUGGUGA
Molecule: messenger RNA, 861 nt
Organism: Fraxinus pennsylvanica
Lineage: Eukaryota; Viridiplantae; Streptophyta; Magnoliopsida; Lamiales; Oleaceae
Source: the annotation of a GenBank genome assembly